GCUUCUAUUUUUAGUUCAUGUCUAUGUCAACUUACUUUUACGCGCUUAGCAAAAAUAUUAUUCUAAUUCCACUGUGAUGAGUUGCAAUAUCAUGUGCAAGCAUCAUCGAACAGACACAUCAACAGCUUUGCUGCACACGCAACACGACUCCGGACGUUGCGUGUGCCAAGUGGGCAGACUCUCUGACGGGUGCUAUCAAUAAAGUGGGCACACUUCACUCACAAUACAGACUAGACAGAACAGAGGAAUUUGUGCUUUCAUUUUGCGGUCGGCAGCCACUAUGGAAGCAUAUGGCACGUCGUUGCUGAUCUUGAACGAUGAUUGCUUGGACAAUAUUUUCCAGUAUCUUGCAUUGGAGCAGCUGAUACCGCUUUUUGGCAAAGUUCAUUCUGUUAUCGACGCUGCCAUCGAUCGGCAGCUGCACAGAUUUCGCCACUUUGAGUUCAGCAUGCGGUUUCCACCUCAAUAUGACGCAAACCAGUUACUAGCACUUGGCCGACACCUGCAGAGUAUCAACAUUAAUGUGGGCUAUUCCGUGCGCUCGGACAGUGUGCUGGCCCUGCUGCAUCCCCUGUGCGCGGGCGCAGCAGAGGCGGCUCGUCUAAGGGCACUCAAAAUACAACAUGCCAACAUUGCAAGCGACUAUUUAAAAGUGAUUUCGCUGGUGGCUCCCUUUCUGCUCGAACUGGAUCUCAGCCGUUGCGAUGUGGCGGAGCCAAGUCAGUUGACGCUGCUUUUACGGUCAGCAACGAAAUUAAGGACGCUGUCUCUCUCCAACAGGGAUGCAGCUGGACUGGAGCAGUCGUUGCUUGGUCGGAUGCAGCUGCUUAAAGUGAAUUGGUUGGUGGGCACAGAACUGUUUGAUGUCGCCUCGGUCAAUCAAAGGUAUCCGUUCUUAAGCAUUGUUGUAUACCAGAGCAAUCAUGUAGAUGUGUACGGACCACCUGUUGCUAGAAACAUUGGAUAUUUUCACUAAUAUUUAAUUAAAACUAGAUACAUUUGUUGACAAAUUGUCACGGCUUAUCGAUUGCAUUAAAAUUAUAACAGGCUCAAUAAAUUGUGGUGGCGGUCGAUAACAUCGAUAACAUUAACAUAA
Molecule: messenger RNA, 1096 nt
Organism: Drosophila virilis
Lineage: Eukaryota; Metazoa; Arthropoda; Insecta; Diptera; Drosophilidae
Source: RefSeq, a predicted model, not a curated record